Ipomoea triloba (trilobed morning glory) is the source of this 831-nucleotide messenger RNA. RefSeq names its product epoxide hydrolase A-like. The record is from RefSeq and is a predicted model, not a curated record. The transcript is spliced from 3 exons. The annotation marks the transcript as partial. Lineage: Eukaryota; Viridiplantae; Streptophyta; Magnoliopsida; Solanales; Convolvulaceae. Gene Ontology annotation, molecular function: hydrolase activity.
UGCCAGGUGUUUGUGAUUGGCAAGGAUUUUGGAGUUUUUGUUCUGUCAUACUUUUGCCUUCUCCAUGAGGAGAGGGUCUCUGGGUUUGUUACACUGGGCAUGCCACUGGCAGCUGGGACUGGUAUUGCACAAAACAUCAAUCUGCCAGAAGGCUUCUAUGUUUCAAGAUGGAAGGAGCCUGGGCGAGCUGAAGCUGAUUUUGGUCGCUUUGAUGCUAAAACAGUUGUGAAGAAUGUGUACAUCCUUUUCUCCAGGAGUGAAUUACCCAUAGCUCAUGAAAACCAAGAGAUCAUGGACAUUGUGGAACCAUCCACUCCUCUACCCCCUUGGUUCACUGAAGUAGACUUGGAAACCUAUGGUGCUUUGUAUGAGAAGUCUGGAUUCAGAACUGCACUGAAGGUUCCUUACAGGACAUUUGGUGAGCAAAUUGACCUUCCUGCUGACCCCAAAGUUGAAGUCCCAGGGCUGUUUAUCAUGGGGGAGAAGGAUUAUGCCCUAAAAGUUCCAGGCAUGGAAGAGUACACAAGGAGUGGAAUGUUGAAAGCUGUUGUGCCCAAAUUGGAGACAGUGUUUAUUGCCCAAGGAAGCCAUUUUGUUCAAGAGCAGUUGGCUGAUGAGGUCAAUCAGCUUAUCCUCAGCUUCGUCACUGCUCAUUCCUCAGCUUAAUAUUGAAUGCUUUUGAGAUUACAAAAGUUAAUAUUGUCGAGCAUGAUGUAUAAUAAAAAUAAUAAAUGUGUAAGUCCGACUAAAGUCGGACUAUCGGAUUAAACUUUUAGUUUAAAUGGAAUAUAUCUUUUUUAAGUAAUAAGAGUCCAUCAUUGACUAUUAAAA